Molecule: messenger RNA, 1519 nt
Organism: Rhodamnia argentea
Lineage: Eukaryota; Viridiplantae; Streptophyta; Magnoliopsida; Myrtales; Myrtaceae
Product: UPF0481 protein At3g47200-like
Exons: 2
Coding region: 1-1371 (456 amino acids)
Source: RefSeq, a predicted model, not a curated record
AUGGAUACUCCUCUUCUAUCCCCCGCAACAGAAACUUGUCGAACCUCUGAAACUUGUCGAACCGUGUUACCCUUGCCGCCCUCACAGGACCCAAACGAGACCAACUGGAUCGUCCCAGUCAACGCCAUCGAGCGACAGUACUGGAAGAAUCCGUCCAUCUACAGGGUCCCCGCCACCAUCACCAAACUCAACCCCAAUGCCUACCGGCCGCAGGUUGUCUCUUUCGGCCCCUACCACCACAACGCUGUCCAACUCCGUCCAAUGGAGGAACACAAGAACCGCGCACGCCGCCACUUCCUGAACCGGUCCCGGAAGACCCCCGAGCCCUUCCUUGAGUCCCUGAGGGAGGUGGCCCGGGACCUCGAGGAAAGCUAUGAUGCACUGGAUCCAAAGCGGCAGGAUGGCACAGGGGACCAUUUCCUGGAGCUCAUGAUCACAGACGGCUGCUUCAUGCUCGAGAUCAUGAGGAUCGCUGUAGCGGUAGAGGAGAAGAAGAAUGGCCUUGCGCCCAGUGACCCCUUCUUCAGCAAUGACUAUGCGCCCAAUGACCCCAUCUUCAGCACCCACAGGCUGGCAUACAUGACGCCGUACAUAAAACGGGACAUGCUGAUGUUGGAGAAUCAGUUGCCGAUGCUAGUGCUGGAACGUCUGGUUGCAGUCGAGAGAGAUGGCAAGGAGCGUGAGAGUUACAUCCACGAGCUCAUCCUCAAAUUCCACCACCUCAACACUUGCGUCAGUGGAACGGGCAGAUUCCUGCAUGUCAUGGACGUCUUCAGGAAAGGCCUGCUGACUCCCGAGAAGGACCAGAAUGGGCCUGAUGCUGGUGGCGACGAGACUAUCCGGUCGGCCACCGAGCUGGUCGAGGCCGGGAUCCAUUUCCAGGCGAGCGAUACUCCCAGUCUCAAGGACGUCUCCUUUGGCGGAGGGGUCCUGAGGCUCCCUGUCAUCAAGGUGGAUGACGCCACCGAGUCCAUGUUCCUCAACAUCAUGACCUUCGAGCGCUUGCACAUCGGGGCUGGGACCGAGGUCACAUCCUACGUCACCUUCAUGGACAGCAUCAUCAACAAUGAGGGGGAUGUCGCGCUGCUCCACACCCAUGGCAUCAUCCAGAGUGCCUUGGGGAGCGACAAGGCGGUCGCCGAGCUAUUCAACUCGCUGUGCAAGGAAGUGACGCUCGCAUCCAACAACAGCCUGGCCGCCGUGCAAAAGAAGAUCAGCACGUUCUGCGGGACACGCUGGCACAAGUGGAGGGCUUAUCUCACCCACACCCACUUCAAGAAUCCUUGGACUAUAUUUUCUCUCAUCGCCGCCAUCCUCCUCUUCGCAAUCGCCAUAAUUCAGACCGUAUAUGCUGUGCUCGCCUACUAUUGAACCCUCCCGUUGCCUCUGUAAUAAUAAUUUCUUUCUUCGAUUUUUUGGGUUUUUCCUAUAAUGGCUUAUGCACGAUAAUUAUCUGUUGAUUGGUUGUUGAUUAUUGUCAUGAAUAUGAUUUUCCUCCUGUUUUUGGUCGUGCUUAUUU